This is a messenger RNA of Rotaria sp. Silwood2, 1008 nucleotides long. The record is from the annotation of a GenBank genome assembly. NCBI's taxonomy places the organism in Eukaryota, Metazoa, Rotifera, Eurotatoria, Philodinida, Philodinidae.
AUGGAUAAUACAACUACGACUAAGAUUUCAACUACAACAACAAUUAAAGCCAAUACUUCACAGUUAGCUUUUGUUCCAUUACGUGGAAGUACCAUUGAUAUUCAUCCAAAUGCUCGUUGGGAACAAAAUGGUAUAACAGUUGUAGGAGGAAAUGGAAAUGGUAAUAGAACCGAUCAACUCAACACUCCACAGGGCUUGUUUGUGGAUGAUGAACAAACAAUAUAUGUCGCUGAUGAACACAAUUAUCGUAUUAUAGAGUGGAAAGAAGGUGCGAAGAGUGGCCAAGUAGUUGCUGGCGGAAAUGGAAAAGGAAGUGAAGCUCAUCAAUUUUAUAGUCCACGAGAGGUGAUUGUUGACAAAGAGACAGAUAGUCUCAUCAUUUGCGAUACUGUAAAUAAAAGAGUAGUUCGAUGGCCUCGUCGAAAUGGAAUAAGUGGAGAAACAAUAAUAUCAAACGGCUUUUGUGAAGGUUUGACAAUGGACGAGAAUGGAUCUCUCUAUGUUGUUGACUCAAUAAAAGGUGAAGUGAGACGUUAUAGAAGAGGAGAAUCGGACGGAACAGUAGUUGCAGGUGGUAAUGGACGUGGAUAUCGUCUCGAUCAACUUGAUACUCCAUCAUACAUAUAUGUCGAUCGAGAUCAAUCAGUCUAUGUAUCUGAUACUGGAAAUAAUCGUGUGAUGAAAUGGAUAAAAGGUACAAAGGAAGGCAUUGUCGUGGCGGGUGGUCAAGGACAAGGAAAUGCUCUUACACAAUUAUGGUCUCCUGAAGGAAUCGUUGUCGAUCAAUUAGGAACUGUGUAUGUGGCUGAGCGAGGCAAUCAUCGAAUCAUGCGCUGGCCCAAAGGAGCCAAACAAGGAAAUGUCAUUAUUGGUGGAAAUAAUUUUGGACCACAGCCGAAUCAACUGAAUUGGCCCAUCGGUUUGUCAUUCGAUCGAUACGGUAAUCUCUAUGUCGUCGAUUGGAUUAAUUUUCGAAUACAAAAAUUUAACAUUGCCUCGAAUGCUUAA